Messenger RNA from Plasmodium vinckei vinckei, 582 nucleotides. Its product is annotated as conserved protein, unknown function. The transcript has a single exon. Bases 1 to 582 code for a protein of 193 amino acids. Gene Ontology annotation, biological process: endoplasmic reticulum calcium ion homeostasis. Lineage: Eukaryota; Apicomplexa; Aconoidasida; Haemosporida; Plasmodiidae. The record is from RefSeq and is a predicted model, not a curated record. Gene Ontology annotation, molecular function: calcium channel activity. Gene Ontology annotation, cellular component: cytoplasm; endoplasmic reticulum membrane.
AUGGAUGAUGUUAUUAUAAACAAAACAGACAUUUUUAUAGUAAUAGGCAUAGCAGUCGCAUGUGGCAUUUUUUCCGAAUUUUUAAGCUGGAUAUUUGUAUACAGAAACGAGAAGUUUAUAGCUUUAAACGAAGAAUUAAAAUCAUUGUAUGAGCAAGUUCAAAAAGAGAAAGAAGAUGGAUUACUAAGUAAAAUAUCUGUAAAUAACAAUAAAAAGAAAAUAAAAAAAAAGGCGUCAGCCGAAGACAUAUACGCGGAAAAAACAAAAGAAAUGGCAGCCUUAAAGACAAAAUCAAAUCUAAUAACAGGUUUAAUUUUUUUAUCUAUAAUGCCUUUAUUAUUUAGUUUAUUUGAAGGAUUAACUAUAGCAAUUUUGCCAUUUAGACCAAUUUUCCCUUUCACUUUAAUAACACAAACCGGGUUGCAAGGAAAAAAUGUAUACCAUUGUUCAUCAACAUUUAUUUAUACCCUAAUACUUAUGCUAACUAGACAAAAUAUUCAAAAAUUUUUUGGCUAUGCACCACCAGGUGGAAUGCUUGGUGACAUUAAAAUGCCAGAAGAAGAUGAUGAUGUAUGGAAAUAA